AUGGAGAGGUCCCAGAGCAAACUCAGCCUCUCGGCGUCCUUCGAGGCCCUGGCCAUAUACUUCCCCUGCAUGAACUCCUUCGAUGAGGACGACGUCGAUGCAGAGGGGCGCAGGCUGAAGAGUAUCCAGCGGAGCACGGAGACGGGUCUGGCUGUGGAGAUGCCCAGUCGCACCAUCCGUCAGGCCAGUCACGAGUCCAUCGAAGACAGCAUGAACAGCUACGGCUCCGAGGGGAAUCUGAACUACAGCGGCAUGUGCCUGGCGUCUGAUGCCCAGUUCAGUGACUUCCUGGACGGGAUGGGACCAGCGCAGUUCGUGGGCCGACAGACGCUGGCCACCACCUCCAUGGGUGACGUGGAGAUCGGUCUGAUGGAGAGGAACGGCUCUCUGGAGGUGGAGGUGGUCCAAGCCCGAGGACUCACCAUGAAACCUGGCUCCAAGUGUCCCCCAGCGGCGUACAUAAAGGUCUACCUGCUGGAGAACGGACUCUGCGUGGCCAAGAAGAAGACCAAGAGCGUGAGGAAGAGCCUGGACCCUCUGUACAACCAGCUGCUCGUCUUCAGUCAGAGCCCCCAAGGCAAAGUCAUGCAGGUAAUUGUGUGGGGCAACUAUGGACGCAUGGACAGGAAGUGCUUCAUGGGCGUUGCUCGGAUCCUGCUGGAGGAGCUGGACCUGAGCUCGAUGGUGAUUGGCUGGUACAAGCUGUUCCCUACCUCCUCCAUGGUCGAGCCCACGAUGGCGCCGCUAAUACGCCAGUCCUCCUCGCAGAUGUCUCUGGAAAGCAACAUUCCCUGCUGUGAAAGAUCUUAA
Messenger RNA from Boleophthalmus pectinirostris (great blue-spotted mudskipper), 810 nucleotides. RefSeq names its product regulating synaptic membrane exocytosis 4 (gene rims4). The record is from RefSeq and is a predicted model, not a curated record. Bases 1 to 810 code for a protein of 269 amino acids. The transcript is spliced from 6 exons. Lineage: Eukaryota; Metazoa; Chordata; Actinopteri; Gobiiformes; Gobiidae. Gene Ontology annotation, biological process: regulation of synaptic plasticity; positive regulation of synaptic transmission; regulation of membrane potential. Gene Ontology annotation, molecular function: transmembrane transporter binding; small GTPase binding. Gene Ontology annotation, cellular component: presynaptic membrane; cytoskeleton of presynaptic active zone.